AUGAAAUUCCAUCAUAGUAGAGCAAAAAACAAAUGCAGAACAAGUAAAGUGGAAGAGGAGGAGGGAGUAAAUGAGUGUAAGGCUUGUUACAAGGCAUAUGAAGGAUAUAUCAGUGGUGAAGAUGCUGAAAGGGUGAUUGAAAAGCUUGGUAUAGUAAGGUUGGAGGAGUGUGAAGAGUUUUCCUUUGAGCUUCUUGACGGAGCUUAUCAGUUGUUGGAGGAGAAGGAGGCAAACAUCGGGGAGUUAUCGGCGGCUUUCGCCGUCUUUGAUGAGGAUGGAGAUGGAAUGGUGAGUGAAAAGGACUUGUGGAGGGUGUUUCAGAGAUUAGGAUUUGAAGAGUUGGUGAGAAAGGAAGAGGAGUGCAAGAAGAUGAUCAGUGUUUAUGAUGAGGAUGGUGAUGGGAAGAUUAGUUUGCAAGAGUUUAAGUGUAUGUUAGAGUGUUCAACAUGA
Molecule: messenger RNA, 450 nt
Organism: Dioscorea cayenensis subsp. rotundata (Guinea yam)
Lineage: Eukaryota; Viridiplantae; Streptophyta; Magnoliopsida; Dioscoreales; Dioscoreaceae
Product: calmodulin-like protein 3
Exons: 1
Coding region: 1-450 (149 amino acids)
Molecular function (GO): calcium ion binding
Source: RefSeq, a predicted model, not a curated record